CAUCAUUCAUCGCUCAUCACCAUCCAUCAAGACUAUACCGUAUCAUAUCGAAUCAUCAUGUCCAAGUUUAACGCCAAUGAGAUAUCAACCGAUUCGAACCCUUCGAGCAGUGUCCCCCCACCUUCAGGUGACCAAACCUCCUCAGCGGGAGCUGCUCCGUCCACCGUCGACCUCACCCAAAUGCCAGAUUCGGCCGAUAAUCAGCAAUAUGACGAUGCCACUGGGAGGUAUUUUAUAUCGGUUGACCUCACCGGAACCCCCGAUGAUCUGCCAUGUGAAAAUGCCACUGGGAGAGAAGAAACCGAAAACCUAGAGCAUCUUAUAUCGGUUCAACGUGCUGAGGCUGUUUGCGAACCUAUCCUGAAUCCUGUUGAGAUACGCUCGACUGUGGUUGCGCGCCAAUAUCCUACAGACGAUACUCCUGACGUUGCGCCUGAAAUCCCAUCUCAAGACACCAGUUCAUCGAUUUCGCCUCCGCCAGAACAAGCGCCUUCCUCGGCGGUUACAACCAACCAAGAAAUACCCAACCAGGCGGGUGAACUGGCAGGAGCCUGGCCUCCUAUAGAUACCCUCCGAGAACUUGGAGAGGCCCUCAUGAACAGUCUAGAAUCAAUUGAUGAUAAAGAUCCUGGCCGUGACAAGUUGAUUCAGUUAGCGCCUGUUGGACUCAACAGCGACGGAAGUUGCUCGGCCGACUACGUUUGCCUACACCGCACGCAAGGAAUUCCUAUGCCCCAUGAGCCGUACCGGAUAAAGAUCAACUGGCCGCAGAUUGAUAUGGGUCAAGGAGCUCCUCGGCGCGUAGAACGCUACCAUAUCAGAUGUUGGGAAACAAUGAUAAACCAGGGAAAACUCGUGAAUAUCAAGCUCUUUCCGAAGACAGCCGAAUAUGGAGACCUCAAGAAGAUUGGGCUCAUGGCGAGACAGUGGCUUAGAUACUCGGGAGGGGUGUUUCCUGGCAGAAUGGACGAGAUGCUCAAGGAAGUCGAGAAGCUUGUGCAGCCUGGACAAAAUAUCGCAGAACUUUGGGAGGUUACAUGUGCGAAAACCGUGUGGCACCUAGCGGGUAAGCCCCGUGCUCUUUCGGAUAUUCUCGAGAUUGGGGAUGCGCAUGAGGAGUGA
Fusarium redolens is the source of this 1122-nucleotide messenger RNA. RefSeq lists its product as uncharacterized. The transcript has a single exon. The record is from RefSeq and is a predicted model, not a curated record. NCBI's taxonomy places the organism in Eukaryota, Fungi, Ascomycota, Sordariomycetes, Hypocreales, Nectriaceae. Bases 58 to 1122 code for a protein of 354 amino acids.